AGAGAGCGGCGCGGGCCGGGCGGCGAAGGUCCGCGGCGGGUUCUGUGUAGCUGCUGCUGCUGCUGCUGCUGCUGCCCACGCCCCGCACCCUGCCGGCCGCGUCCGAAGACUCACUUACCUUCGCGGCGCGGCGGGAGGCGCGCGGAGCCCCGAGGUAGCGAGUCCCCGCGCUCCGGCUCUCCGGACCCGCCUGGCGUCCUCGCCUGCGGCGGGACGGGCGGCAGCGGCGCCCGGGCAUGGCUUCGGCGGGCAGCGGCGUGGAGGAGGUGCGCGUGUCGGUGCUGACCCCGCUGAAGCUGGUCGGGCUGGUGUGCAUCUUCCUGGCGCUGUGUCUGGACCUGGGGGCCGUGCUGAGCCCAGCCUGGGUCACGGCUGACCACCAGUACUACCUGUCCCUGUGGGAGUCCUGCCGGAAACCCGCCAGCUUGGACAUCUGGCACUGCGACUCCACGCUCAGCAGCGAUUGGCAGAUUGCUACUCUGGCUUUACUCUUGGGCGGUGCUGCCAUCAUUCUCAUUGCAUUCCUGGUGGGUUUGAUUUCCAUCUGCGUGGGAUCUCGAAGGCGCUUCUACAGACCUGUUGCUGUCAUGCUUUUUGCAGCAGUUGUUUUACAGGUUUGCAGCCUGGUCCUUUACCCAAUCAAGUUCAUUGAAACUGUGAGCUUGAAAAUUUACCAUGAGUUCAAUUGGGGUUAUGGCCUGGCCUGGGGUGCAACUAUAUUUUCAUUUGGGGGUGCCAUCCUUUAUUGCCUGAACCCUAAGAACUAUGAAGACUACUACUAGAACCAAUAGUCUCAAAAAACAACAGCAACCAUCCAACAAAAGGAUUAUGUCUGCAUCUUUUGUAACUCACUAUUUUCUAAAACACUUGUGGAGCAUCAAGCAGUUUGCUCAGUUGAUUUAAUAUCCUUUGCCUUUUGGCUGUCAACAUCAUAACCAGCUUUUACAUCCAUUUUAGGGACCUGCACAAAUAAGAGAGCUGAUUAGACGUAGGCAAAUGCUGCAAACUUCCAAUAUGUUCAUGUCAUUUUUCUUGACAAGUGAAGGGUCUAUAUGACAGCAACCAUUGUGAGAAAGUAGUUCGAAUGAGAAUUGCCUGAAUCUCCUAUUGCCUGCAGGGGAGCAGCUGGCAUAAGCAACAUUUAGAAGUUCCUUUGCAAUGACAAGGAUUCCACUGUUAGAGCCCUUAUCACCUGCUAUCCCACCCAAUGACUACAUUGGCUGUUGGUUAUUUGCUUGAAUGAGCCCUUGAAAAGUGAACUGCCCUUCAGCAUCUAAUGGGAGUUGUGAAUGUAACUAGUUAAUGGUACACAUUCCACCUUCAAGAAUACUCUUUUUAAUGGGAGGUUGUGCUUUGGCAAUCAGCAUCUCCCUGGGAAGGGAGUCAAGACUUGGAGACAUGUGCUUUUCAUUAUGUGGUUAGAAGUUGUGCCUCAGCUCUAUCUAGAAUGGGGAAAAAUUGAGGGUCUCUAUUUUCCCUGGGGCAACCAGAAAGAAAUAUGCAUGAGUUGCUUUUGUGCCCUUUAAAUCAUUUACCAAACAUUGCAGCAAACAAUUGUGCAUAUGUAACAAGCUUAAUGUUUUUAUAGAAGGUGAACCAUUAGUAUAAAUGGUAAUAAGUUUUCCCUAACCCUCCACAUACAUUUGCCUAUUAUACAUAAAAUUAAUAUUUGCUCUAGUGAAGUGGUUUGAACACUAACCUUGUACACGUUGUUAAGAGGCUUAGAUUGGUAUUCACACUUAUUAACCAUACAAAAGUAUGGUACCUUAAAGCUUUUUGCUCUAUGUUCUCUACUGUGUCACUGGAAAGUGUUAAUAGAAUUGCCUAAGAAGAAAAAUUGAAACGGUGUUAUUCUGAAAAUUAAUGAUUCUUCUGUAAGCACUGUAGUUCAAAAUAGAGUAGCAAUUAGGAUGAUCAUUUUGUGUAAAAUUCAUUAAAAUAGAAGGCUGCUAUUUUUUGCAAGUAUUUUAAAUGUCUUCAUUUUUUUAAAAAAAGAAUAGUGAUAGAUUUAUAUAAAUGUCUCAGUAGAGAAGUAGAAUUCAUCUGGUUAUCACCUGGUCCUCUGAAAUUAACUGAUGGGCUAACUGAUUUGUACACACAAUUAUUAUAGAUUUAUGUUAAGGAAAUCACUUACUGACCAUUCAAAUGGAAGGAAAUAUCAAUGAUAGGGAAUAAGUUUGCAACUAAUCUCAUACUGCAAACUUGUGUUAAUUUUGUUUAAUAUACAAACUUGGAUAGUUUAAUUAUAAACAUAUUUUUAUAUCAAAUAUACAGUUCUAAUAUAAAAGUUAUAAAUAUUUUUGUUAACAAAGAUACUAAAACAGUAUGUUCUGGUUUUGGCCCUCUAGCAGAAAGAAACAUUGGAAAAAUCAUUUAAAACGUACCUGUGUGUUACUGUAUUGCAAAAUCUGUUAAGAGCAGGACCAUAUCAAUAGUAUUUAAUAAUUUGCUUUACCUCCCAAAGCAGAGUUCUACUUUCAGCUUGUCUUAAGAAUGGUUGCCAAAAACAACAGCCAAAACAAAACAAAACUAUUUUAUUAUUCAAAUGCUAAAACAGCCCGCUUGUCUUAUGAAUUUUCUAUAGAAUCACAAAUAUGAAGUACCAGGCUUAAUUCUUACUUUACCAAUGAUAGACAAAAGUGAUGAAAUACAUCAUAGAGAGAAACCUUUAUAAAAGUAUAUGAUUCUAUAAUGAAUCCUAAGAAACUGCUAGUGGAAAUUUCUCAGAAAGAUAUUAGUAUUAUAGAAUCUUUUAAAGCAAUUUUCUUGAUAAAUAGCAAAAUCUGGGGCAGCCUGUAUUGCAGUUAAUUGUGUAUUAUCAGAGCAGCAUGAGAAAUAUGAUAUUUGGAUAGGGAUUUGGGCAACUAAACACCCUCUAUUAUGAGAUCUCUUUAUUCCUGAAUAAUGAGAGAAUAGUACUCAGUGCUGACAUCAGUGAGGCACUUUUCUUGGUCCUAGUAGAGGAUGCAGUGCUGUUAAACCAAUAUCAUAUCUCGAGUCUUACCAAGUUUUUAUUCUCUGUCAAUAUGACAAGCUGGAAAGUGACAGAAUAUGUUAUAGGUUGAGGCACACAUAUUUGCAGUUUACUGAAAAGUAGAUUUCUUAUAUAACUUUCUUUUUCCCUUCCCAGUGAAGAGCCCUAUGCUAUAUUUCUACCAUCACUAACAUUUGGAAGUGUUUCAUUACUAACAAGCUCAGUAUGACAUGAAAAUUGUUGUUGCUCAUUCAAAAUACGAUUUUGUCUAUCAGAAUAAACACAAGUGAAAUUUUCACCUACAUUAAUAUUGUCUUUGCAGCUUUAGGUUUGUUUGAUGUUUUCUUAAGCAAAAUUGUUAACCACAAACCCAUUGUUUAUCGUAGAGAGAAAUAUAUAUACUCACACACAUAUAGCAUCAAGUACUCAGCAGGGCUAGUUAUUCGGAUUUCUUGCACAACUAUUUAGCUUUUUGUAAGUCAACAUGUAAAUUUUGAAGACAUAAAUAUAGAGAGACCUAUGUGUUUGAAAUAUAAAUGAUAUAUAUGGAUUAGCAUGUACCUAUAUAUUAUUAAACAUGCAAUGAAUUGACUGGUAAGUGACGUCUAAUUGUAUGGCUAGCAAUGUAAUUUAUUCAGACUGUAUUUUUGUACAGAGCAGCAGCGCACACUAACCUAUGCCUCUGUGUCCUCUUUAAUGCCUAAAACUGUGCCUAGAAAUCUCAUCUGUCUUAAAAAAAAUAUACUUCAUGCUGUUUAUGCUAUUAGUUUCUCUACUGCUAUUCAAUAUUUAUUUUAAAGUAUAUGACAUGUUUACUACUUAAAUAUGAAUUCAUGAUAUCCUGGUUAUUUUUUUUAACAGUCAUCUGGGGGGAAACCUGUUUAUUACUCUGGUGAUUUUGAGUUUGCAGUUUCAUGAUUGAUUCUUUAUUUCAUGAUUUUUGUAGUUGACAUGAAGUUAUCUAUGUGGAAAAAAUAAAAAUAAAAGUGGUUUCACGGA
Molecule: messenger RNA, 3973 nt
Organism: Microcebus murinus (gray mouse lemur)
Lineage: Eukaryota; Metazoa; Chordata; Mammalia; Primates; Cheirogaleidae
Gene: TMEM47
Product: transmembrane protein 47
Biological process (GO): cell-cell adhesion
Cellular component (GO): cell-cell junction; membrane
Source: RefSeq, a predicted model, not a curated record